UUCCGCCCCGGCGGAAGCCUGGGGAGCGCAUCCCAGGAGAGCGCGGGUCCCGGGUCUUCCCCUGCGGAGCCGGCUGUGAGCUGAGGGAGACCUGAGCCUUGGCGCUAGGAUGGGAAACAGUGCCAUCCGCGCUCAUGUGGAAACCGCGCAGAAAACUGGUGUCUUUCAGCUUAAGGACCGUGGGCUGACCGAGUUCCCCUCAGAGUUGCAGAAGCUGACAAGCAAUCUCAGGACCAUCGACUUGUCCAACAACAAGAUCGAGAGUCUACCGCCUAUGAUUAUAGGGAAGUUCACUCUGCUGAAGAGCCUGUCCUUGAACAACAACAAACUGACUGUCCUUCCUGAUGAGUUAUGCAAUCUGAAAAAACUAGAGACACUAAGCCUAAACAACAAUCAGUUGAGAGAGCUGCCAUCUACUUUUGGGCAACUAUCUGCCCUUAAGACCCUGAGCCUCUCUGGGAACCAGCUGAGAGCACUACCACCCCAACUUUGUAACCUACGGCACCUGGAUGUAGUGGAUCUCUCCAAGAACCAAAUUCGGAGUAUACCUGACACAGUGCGGGAGCUGCAGGUCAUCGAACUCAACCUCAACCAGAACCAGAUAGCUCAGAUCUCAGUGAAGAUAUCUUGCUGUCCUCGCCUUAAAGUUCUUCGUUUGGAGGAGAAUUGUCUUGAGCUCAGUAUGCUUCCACAGAGCAUCCUCAGUGAUUCCCAGAUCUGUCUGCUUGCUGUAGAAGGCAACCUUUUUGAAAUAAAGAAACUUCGAGAACUGGAAGGCUACGAUAAGUACAUGGAGAGGUUCACAGCCACCAAGAAGAAGUUUGCAUGAUGUUCUCCAGGAGCAUGUGAACCAUACAGGACACUGACUUGGAACCUGUUGCAAUCCGGCUGAAUGAAAGGCUCCUGUUGUUGUCAAGGAUAUCUGCAGUGAGGAGGUGAUAUUCCAGGAGGUUAUAUUUCACUCAAUGAUCUUUUUCCUUUCCAGGGCUCAUCUCAAAUAAGCUAAAGGGAAUCAAACACAGGAAGAGUUCUCCAUUUUGAGUCAUGGAUAGGGCAAAGGACAAUGUUGAUCUUCAAAACCAUCAUUUGUUUGGCUUUGAGAAACCCAGUAGCUAGUUGCUAUGUAUACAGUGAGGGGAUGCUGCCUGGUACCAGAAUAGCUCCACACAACAGCUUGAAAUUUCAUGUGUCUCAAUGUGCGAGCUUUCAGAAAAUCAGUUGCCAUUCCACCCUGUGUUAACACUUCAUAUUUUUAUGAAAUUCAAAUAAUUCAUGAGAGCCUCAUGAGAGGCUGCUAUGGUUAAUCUAAGGAUUUAUGAUUUUACUCCAGUCCAUUAGUUCAAUUGCAAUGUUUAUACUUGGAAUUUAGGAUGUACAUAAAGGUAUGACUCUUGAUUAAAAGUGUACUUUGUGAGAGAAGCAACAACACAACACUGAGAGGUGUUCCCAAGGCUGCAGUAGCAAUUUUUUUUUUUACUAUUGCAGGUGCCUUAUUGAUAGAGGGCUCUGAAGAGCUAAAACUGUAUGCAAAACUUGUAAGAUACAAGGGUUUUAAUAAUCAAGAUUUUCCUGAAGCUUUGUUAGAAACAGUCUCUUAUUUCUGGUCAUCUUUUUGUAUUUACAACUCUAAUAAUCAAAUUACCUAUCAAAAAACUACUGUUAGGGUAUUUUACAACAACUUAUGUUUAUCAAAUUUAUUCUCUGAAUGAGAGAAUAUACUAAAUAAAGAUUUAAUGACUAUGGCUGGAAGAAAGGUUAAUCCUUUAAAGUAAGACAGGGGAACUUUAACCUGUAAAUGGCCCUUUGUUUGAAAGUAAACUGAUAAGGAAGAAAUGUUUUAUGUUCUUGUUCAGGUUGCAAGAGUACUGAAAUGCCUUCAUGUGACUGAUAAAUAUUUUUGUGGUACUGGAAACCGUGCUUAUUAAGACAAACUGAAGCUAUAAAAGUAGAUUAUUUCAGACUGUUACUGGCAUGAAAAUUUAGAAAGCUACAACUCUGCGUUUUCUGAUGUUUUGUCUUAGCCAAGGGGCUGUUAUUUACCAUGUAUUGUUAGUUCUCAUUUUGCAAACCUAGUUUAACCAUUAAGUCAAGAGAUCACAAGAGCCUAGUGUUUAUAUGAGGAAAGUCUCUCUGACCUUAAAUCUGGUCUAGGGGUUCUCUUUUUCCUAUGUUAUUCUCUGUUUCUCAACUGGGGAGGGAUGGGGGUGCCAGUUUACAUUACCAAUUGAGUUUUGUUUUUUAUAAACUUUAAUGCUUAAUCUUAUUGAUCUACUGAACAUUUCUCUAUUUUAUCAGUACUUAUCUAAUAAAUCAGAACUUAUAAAUUAAAUAACUUAAAUGUCCCAAGACAUUUAAUUAUUAAUGGGAGUUUUAAAAAUCCCUACCCUUAUGAGAAUCCCCUUAUGAUGGUUAACUUUCACAACUUGGACCCAGCCUUAUUUCCAGAUACCCUCUCUUCACUCUCAUUCACUUGCCCAGUCUUAGCAGGUUAUUCUGCUCCUUAAACCCACAGUGCAAUGUCUCUCUCCUUUAACUGUCUUUACAUUGUUUGCUCAGUCAGGAAUGCCCUCUUACCAACAUGCUCCUUUUCUAUGUCUAAGCCCCUUCCUGAGACGUCUAAGCCGAAUUAACUGCUCCAUCUGUUACGGCAGCAUUUCUCACAUUCUAUAUUCAUCUGCCUCUUGCUAGACUGAGCUACUUGAGGGCAGGGAUUAAGUAAAGUAAUAUGCCCAAAGAUAUAGUACACAAGUAUUUAGACUUAAAUAUGAGCUAAUAAAGUAGGUUGACUUGAGGUCUGGAGACUGAGAUUUUAGUGGCCACCAGCUGUAAAUCACCUACCUUCUUUUAGAGCUUGGUUAGAAGUCAGUGUAGUAUACUGAGUAAGAACAUAGGCCUUGGAGUCAGAAAGAUCCUGAUUUGAAUCCAAAGUCCAUCAUUUACUAGCUUUAUUUGAGCAACUUACUCUCAUCCAUAAUAUGGGGAACACCUCCUACCUCUCAUGUAUGUUAUGAGGAUUUGGUGAAAAGAUACAGAAAAGCAUUUAGAAUAGUGCCUAUGACAGAGUAAGCACUCAAUAAAUGGUGCUAUUUAUUUCACCUGUAAAACAUUAAAAUAGAAUUUAGCAAGUUGUACAGAAAUGGAAGGCUUGGAGCAAACACUACAUUAGGAUGAAAAACAAAUGAGUAGAGAAUAAGGAACCUGAAUAUCAAUCUGAGAACUAUAACUAUGCUUAGGAAUGUAACUGGGAUAACUUAGGAUUUUAGUAAGAGAGUAACCUAAAGAAUAGCAUUUAAAGAAACUAAUUCUAAGAGCAAUUGAGUAUAGGAUGUCUGGGAAGUAGAAGUUUAAGUUAAGGGGAGAUUCCUAAUCCAUACAUGACAUGAAAAGAUCUAGAGUUGAAAUGUGGUAAACAAAGGGUGAAUUAAAACUGUGAAAGAAGAAAAAAACAGGGACAACUAUAGGGGAUAAAGAUCACUGUCAUUAUAAGACCGGAAACCUGAAGAGGGAGCUUAUUGUUAAAAAAAAAUUAAGUUCAGUGGAGGAUACUGUUUAACUCCUUAAUUAUAGGUCAGUUUUAUGCUCAAGGUCACAAAACUAGUAAAUGAUUGAACCAAAACUUGAACACAGAUGGUCAGACUCCAGAGCUUGUGCUAACCACCUCAGUUACUACCUUUCAAAAGUAACAGAAACAAGUUUCCAGACAGUGUCACAGGAGAAGACUUUUAAGUCAACAGCUUCUAUUUCUAGUGUAUCAUGAGCCUAAGUUCUAGGUCCUCAUUCCUCUUUUCUCAGUAGCAGAAGCUUUGAAAAAGUAUGUAACCUGGGAUCCAUGGAUGGGCUUUCAAGACCCAUUUAUGCGUGAUUCACGUGUGUGUGUUUGUGUGUCUAUUUCUCUGGAGAGAUAGGCUGUGUUGUCUUUCAUCAAAUUCACGAAGAGAUCCUUGACCCAAAAAGAGCUCCACUCUAGAGAGAAUAGCAGCUAUCGUUUAAUAAGCUCUUACAUUUGUUGGGCACUGCUCUACGUGCUUUACCUGCAUUACCACAUUAAGUCUUCGCAGCAACUCUAUGAGGUAGGAAUCAUUAAUCCCACUUUACGCACAAGGAAACUGGGGCACAGAAAUGGUUUUAUAGUCAUUCAGCCAGCAAGUGGCAGAGCUAGAGUGUAAAUCCAGACACACUGGACACACUGUGUGCCUUAGCUCACUUCUAACCAAUUAUACUGUUGGAACAGCAUACUGGUAUCUUCAGAACUAUUUCCUUUAGCCAUAAUAGUGUAAAAAAAAAUUUUUUUUAACGCUUUUAGGAAGGACAUUUAAGUAUAGAACAGCCCCCAGUGUUUUAUACCUUCUUAUUUUACACAUUUACUACCACCUGCCAAACUACUCCUUUUUGGCGUGUGGCAUUUCUAUUACUGAGGGCCUAAUUAAAUCUCACUAUAAAUAUUUUCCUUUUCAGCCUUUGAAAGUUCCCAUGUUAACUCUAUCUCCUCCAGUAAGUGGGUUGCAGUUUUCACUCAUAAACACUUUCAGUCGCUAGUGUAUUUAACCUCAAAUGAAUAAAAGACUAGUAAUGAUUAAAAUGAACCUCAUGACAAAUCAUAGCGGGGAAAAGUCCUAUAUUUCCAAUAAAAAUGGGAAAGGUGCUAAUAAAGUCAGCUCUUUGUUGGAGUGCCUUUUGAUUUAUGCAUCUUUGCUCGAUUCAGUUUGUCAAAUAAGAGCUGACAAAAUUAUUGCUUUCCACCCCCCAAAAA
Balaenoptera musculus (blue whale) is the source of this 4750-nucleotide messenger RNA. RefSeq names its product leucine rich repeat containing 57 (gene LRRC57). Gene Ontology annotation, molecular function: protein binding. The transcript has 6 exons. The record is from RefSeq and is a predicted model, not a curated record. Lineage: Eukaryota; Metazoa; Chordata; Mammalia; Artiodactyla; Balaenopteridae. The coding region runs from base 110 to 829 and encodes 239 amino acids.